CAUAGCGGUUAGUGAGGCGUUUGCACGCGAAGGAAACUUUUGAGAAGUCGGAUCAGCCCGGCGGAGGGUCGUAUGAAGCUGGAGGCCCCGAGAGUCCUUGAACUCCAGGGCCUCUAUGAAUCUGGGGACGGGAAAAUGGGGAUGGCCAAGGCGGCCAAACGUUUGUGAACCUCCACAGCUCCCGACCUCUCCACUUCGGCGGCCCGGACACCGCACGGGUUCUUGGGCUGAAGUCGAGAAGAGCCAGGGUGCCUGGGCCAGAGGGAGGGCCAGGGCCGGAGGAAGGAGUCAGGGGCCGCCGCCGCCCCGCCCGUCGGGCUGUCCGCCCCGCCUACCCCGAGCGAGGCGGAGCCGGCGCCCGGAGGAGCUGGAGGAGGAAAGGUCUGAGCCGUCUCCAGGAGCCCUUGGAGACCGAGUCCCCGGCGGCGGCGGCGGCGGGGGGAGCGCACCGACAGAUUCAUUCCGCCACUUCGAACCUGAAAACUGUGGGCCGCAGGAAGUCUUCCUGCCCCAGCAAGCUCGGGUGGCUACAGUGUGCAGUAAUGUUAGGAGCACCAGGGUUCACUUCAGCCCUGGCACUUACUCGCUAGGUAUCCUACAGAACUUCGGUUUCCUCAUUGGGAAAGUGAUUAAUAAUCCCCGCUUCACCGUGAUCUCCAGAGUAGAGUGUCACCGUCUUAAAGCUGCUCCCUACGGCUCCCCUUCACUGGCUGAAAGCCUGUUUGGGGCCCAGUCUGAGGGUACAAAGCAAUGCAGCAUUGCCCUCAGAAUAACUGGACAGGCAGGACAUGGGGCUGGUCACAGUUUCACCACCCUUGAUCUUACAGCCUAUGAGCUCUAG
Molecule: messenger RNA, 841 nt
Organism: Suricata suricatta (meerkat)
Lineage: Eukaryota; Metazoa; Chordata; Mammalia; Carnivora; Herpestidae
Exons: 5
Coding region: 116-841 (241 amino acids)
Source: RefSeq, a predicted model, not a curated record